AGAUAACCGGCGACGGUAAGCUCAACUGUGUGAGAACGGAGCUGCUACCGGCGACUGUAAACGGCUUUUCUCUUCUCCGUGAAGAUGAAACUAAAGGUUGUGUAUCGCAAGGUCUCCGAUUACAUCCGCUACGAUCUCAAAGAAAUCGUCUUACCUUCAUCACUUCCCGAUCCACCUCACGUCGUCAAACGCCGCAAAUUGACUUGGCACGAGCGCUUUCUCGUGUUGAAGGAAGCUUCAAGGCUUUACGGUGCAAGCUGGGUACGAGACAUAGGUCCCGAGCUUCGUCCAAACGAUUACAAGAAGCAAGGCGAUGCUGAGCCCAAGAAACAAGCCAAAGAGACUGAGAAAGAGCCCUCUGUUUUCGAAGAUCUUGCGGUAGCUGCAAGAGGCGGCAUAGAGACUUUAAGACCUGCUUUACACCGUGUGUACAUGACACGAGCUUCUAAUUACAAAGACGCUCUUGCAAGCUUUAUAAAAGGUUAUCAUGAGGGUGUCCAGCAAGUUAUGCAGAGCAAAGAAGAGCCUCAAGUCCCUAAAGAUCAUGAAGAGGACAGCUCCAAAAAGACUUCCUGAUAUUUACUUGUUUGCUCCCAAAGUAGAUUGUUGUAAGACGUGAAUCCGAGUAUUUACUUUGCUAGUUCUUGGUUUUUGUUUGAUUGUGCCACAAGAAUCCAGAGAUCUCUCUAUCUACAACUUAGUCCUUUGUGAAGCCACUUCUGUCUUCUACAAGUUAUAUACACUAUAUAUUAAUCAACUCUA
Brassica rapa (field mustard) is the source of this 762-nucleotide messenger RNA. RefSeq lists its product as uncharacterized. The record is from RefSeq and is a predicted model, not a curated record. Lineage: Eukaryota; Viridiplantae; Streptophyta; Magnoliopsida; Brassicales; Brassicaceae.